Messenger RNA from Schistocerca cancellata (South American locust), 6117 nucleotides. It is a transcript of the gene Sap47, whose product is annotated as synapse-associated protein 1. Gene Ontology annotation, cellular component: cytoplasm; synapse. The coding region runs from base 181 to 1362 and encodes 393 amino acids. The record is from RefSeq and is a predicted model, not a curated record. The transcript is spliced from 9 exons. NCBI's taxonomy places the organism in Eukaryota, Metazoa, Arthropoda, Insecta, Orthoptera, Acrididae.
GGCUUCUUCGAUCGGCCAAAUUUCGCUGCAGUAAACUUGGUGGCCCGAGAUAUAUACGGGUGACGAUCAUAGCGCUCCGUGAGCAUGCCUGAAACGUUCGGUGCUGUUGAGUCUCAGUGAAACACAGUACCUCGGUGGUCUCUCAUCCAACAGGACCCUCUACAUUUUUUUGUAAAAGACAUGUUUUCCGGACUUACGAAUCAAGUGAGUAGCUGGAUGGGGGGAACGGCAAAGAAAGAUGGUGAUCCCCAGAAGAGCGAAGAAGAGAAUUUGUCGCCUCAUGCUGUGGAGAAUGACGUGAUAAGCAACACUGAAGCUGAAAAUAAAAAAGACAGUCCGACUAAAGGAAGCAAACUGGAGAUGUUGGGGAAUGUAAAGAGCCAGAUGACAAGCUGGCUAGGGUCUGGUGUUCUGGGAGGCCUAAGGAAGGGGGACCCAGCAGACCCAAAUGCAACUACAGGCCAGCAACCAACAGAUCAGUCAAGUGAUCCUGCUCAGCAGACUUCUACUUCCGAGAAACCAGCACAGGACACAACUCAAGAAACCAAAGAAGAUGAUGACUCCAGUGCUACAGGAGGAGCAGACAGUGAUGUGGCUGCCUCUGAACCAGGAACACCUGUGGAGGACAAGGAAGGGGGCCAACCAUUUGGUGCUGUCUCAACUAAAGCUUUGCAAGGCGCCAAAUCCAUAGGAAGCUUCCUUUUCUCUGCUGUGAAUAAGGCUGGAAAAACAGUGAGCGAAGCAAGUGCAAAAAUCAAGAAGACAGUGGAAGAAAAUAGCCUUCUUGGAGACUUCAACAAAGAACAGGAAUCAUUCAUCAAGGAAAAACAAUCAAAAGGUGCGGAACCUGCCUUUCCUCCAUGGGUUGGCUGUGCUAAUGAAGAAUCUCUCAAAGAAGAAUGCCUCACACUUUCUACGGACAGGCGAACCUUUGUCCGUAGCCCACCAGCUGGCGUAGACUUUCAUUUUGACUAUGAAGUGUCAUAUCCCGUAGCCAUGGCAACGCUGGCAGAGGACCCAAAUCUUGAGAAGAUGAGAUUUGAACUGGUUCCUAAAGUGAUAAGUGAAGAAAACUUCUGGCGGAACUACUUCUAUCGUGUGAGCCUUAUCCGUCAGGCUAAUGAGUUGUCAUCAAUGGUCCAGGAACAGGGUGAGAAUGCUUCAAAGCCUGGCAGUGUUGACGUUGCUGAACCAACUGCAAAACCCCAACCCCAUGAAGUACCUGUUGCGGAACAAGCACCUGCAGACAGCCCCUCUCACGAGUUUGUGUCAGACACAUUCCAGGCAAGUUCCAGGGACUUAGAGGAGGUUCGAGAGGGUAUGAAAAAACUCGGUAUGGAUCCUGACAAAAGGAAUGCCUAAGAAGAAGGAGAAAAGCAUGGAACACACGGCCUUCCCCAUUUCCUGUAAAGUCUCCUGCCACUUUGAUGCCACUUGAGUCUAAUUUUCAUACAUUAGUUAAUGUAAUAGUUUACCUCAAUGAGCAUGGCUGUGUCACAAUAUUAACAAUUAUUUAAAUGCAUGCUCGCAUUUGCACUGUGGAAAUAAUUUUCUAGACGCACCUUUUUGAUUCUCUAAUGCUCAAAGCCAGACUUACAUUGGAUUUUGGUUGCAUUUUCUUAUUAUGUGUGAAAUGGAGACAGAACUGAUUAAUGAGAGAUUAAACAAAUAGCUAUUCCGUGAAACUAACAGAAGUAAAAUGUGUUAUGCUGACUGCUGGGUCUCUGCAAAAUUCUGUAAUGUAAAUGGCUGUGGCUCUUACUGUUGGCUUGAAGGAAAAAAAUAAAGGUUUAUAGGUCUGAAUUGAGGAUAACCUAUGACAUAAUAAUAUAUAUCUUUAACCCUGAAAUGACUGAUCAAAUAGAUUUCAUGUAUUCAAAUAAGACUGUGAAGUUGAUUAAUAUAACUGAAUACGCCAUUAUUUUUUGACAUGAUGUUUCAUGUGUUGGAAUUAUGUGUUUAUUUUUAUUCUAUUGUUUUGUGACCUUUUGAUGAAUUACAGUUCUAGAGAAGAUGGAACACCACUCAAUUUCAAAGUGAAGUUGCAAGCAGGGAACAGAACACACUAAAUACUAUAAUGAACUGUCAAAGAUUAUAUUUUAGGAAACAUAAUGCCUAUUUAACAAUCAUUGUUAUGUUUAGUUUAUGGCAUGGAGCCAUUGAGCGGUGACAAGUAAAAGGGAAGUGCAUUGCUUUAUGAAUAGGGCGGAAGAUCAAAAGAGGCGGAGUUUGGAGGAUUAUGGGGCAAGGACGGUGCAGUGUAAAUGUGGAGGAGGCUUUAAUAAGAACUUCAUAUAUUUACGAAAAUGUCAUUGACAGACUCUAUGAUUGGCUGAUAAUGUUUCAUGAAGAUAAAGUGUAAAAACCACUUAGGUAUCCUAUGUGCACUGCUGAUGAAGUUUCUGCUCAAGUCAUUGGGAUAAUGGACUGGGUUACUGUAAACUGAGAUUACUGUGUCCUUUAACUGUGGCAAGAAAACAAAGGGUAACAACAGUGAGAAAAUUUAAAUAUUUUUUGCCAGUAUUGUCAGAGGCUUGUACCAUCAAUUAAGUAGGUUAAUAACAAAAAACAUCACUUUUGUUGCUGUGGUUCCAUAAACGUAAGUGGGCCAAUGUUACCUGCAGUUGGGGCUACUUCAACCCACUUACUCAUUUCUUUGUGGAAGAGUAGUACUAUGAUGUUGGGACAAAGUAAAUUCAAUGAAUAUCACUAGAAUAGAAUUUGGGAGCGUGAGGGGAAAAAUAAAUUGCCAAAUUUUGAAGGUAAGCACAUGGGAAUUGAACUUACUGAGAGAGUGAUACAGUAAAUAUAAAAGUGUAGUAUAUUUCAUUAGGUGACUAAUUCAUUUUUAACUUAUUUGUUACACUGUGGUAAGUAUUUGCAAAGAGAUUAUAUCAUAUAGCCAAAUUGUGUUAUUUGUGUGGGACUGAUAAUUCGUAUCAAAUUCUCCCAAGGAUAAAAUGGUUUCCCUUUUUCUUCUGGCAAUUUGCAGUAGGACUUCAACUUCCCCAUAGAGUUCACUUUAGCACCCUCAUCACUCAUGUCUUUCCAGUUUCAAAUAUUCUUCUUAGUUGUAUAAAACUGUAGCAUACUGCCCAACUACUAAUUUAUCUUUCAAUGUUUUGUGGUGCUGGACAUCAACUUGCAUAUCGGAGAAACUUUCAGGGUUGCCAUCAGAUUCUAGCACCACUUCAUCUUCAUUUUGGGGUUGCUUUGGCCUGGGCUAAAGUAACCCCAUAUUUUGCAAAAAUGUGCACCAUUUUAAAGAAGUGCUAAAUAUGUUUACUAAUAGAAUUUCACAUAAAUGACCACUUCUCGUCUUAUUACCUAAUGCUAACAGCAUGCAAAAUUACUCAGCAUAUUUUUAGCAUACCUGAAGUUAACCUUCCAGGCAGAAGUUACUGGGGUGUAAUUGGUGUUAAAUAUUUUAUGAACAACAUUGUGUCCAGUACUGCCUACUCUGUAUCACUUCGUAGAACUCACAACCUUGUAGAUCAUUCUUCACAUGCUGUAAAUGUAUAUUACCUUGUUUGCUCCAUACUGAUGUAAUUUUAGUGGGGAAAUUAAAAAAAAAAAAUUGCCCAUAAAGGGCCAAAGUAACCCCAGCUUACGGUACCCUGUGUUCAGUGGUUGUUAGUCAACUUAUGUGAUUGCUAUUAAUGUACAUGUAAAUUUUUUAAUGAACAAGUUUGUGUAAGAGAUAGAACUUUGCGUGCAGCAUAGUUUUGCCUUUAGACAAUUUUGCAUUUGUUAUCAGUGUUCAAAUUGGUGGUGCAUUGAACAUGUGGGGUAUAGAAUGGGACUCUACUUAUCAGAGAAUGUAAUUACCGAAUGGGCAUAAUACAGAUGGACUAGGACAAUAUACGUGAUGCAUAGGUCCUGGAAUAUAACUAGGGAUAGUGUGGAUGGUUUUAUUUUGAGAAACCAGUGUAAUCCAUAAUGUUGAAGAAUAGGGCUACUGUGUUUAAGCCUGUAUUUUCAAGAGUGUACCUGGUGUCCUUCCUUCUCUCAUGCCAAAGAUACAAAGUUCAUUGUUGUUCACACUCCCGUGCUCCCACUCAUACUUUCACAGUGAAGUGUUGUAAUCCAGUGUACAGGCUGAAAGAUGCAGAUUUUUUUGCACAAGGGUACUACCCUCACUACUGGCCCGUUUAUAGAUUUGUGAAAUGAAUUUGUCCAUUCCUUCUAAUUUUAGUCUAACACAGAGGCUCUAUCACAUUGCCUUCUAUUUUUAACAUUCUAUGUUCUCUUGUGUAGCAUAAAGUGUUCCUCGAACACAGUUUACAGUCCAUGUAUAAGUUCAUAUCUCAACACUAUGUACUGAAACGCGUGACUAAGGUUGUGAAUAGGCUCUCCAUAAAACUCACAGCAUUGACCACUGUUGCAACUAUAGCUAUUUGUCAUACUUGUAAGACAACUGUUUCUCUGUGUUACAAACACAGGAAUUUUCUUCAGCAAGUAAACUUAUUAUGUUGCCAGUUGGUCAAUUAUCUUUAUUUGCUUCAGAUCUUAGGUCAGCUCCUGUUUGUGGCAUUAAAAUAUGUCUUUAUUGCUCAUCCGGAUAGCCUUCUUUUGCUAUUUUACUAUCUUUAUCACAAUGUUUGCUUCAUAUUCUCAGUGUUACCCUCCUUUAACUUCUGUCAGCUGAUGUUCUCAUGCAGUUAACCACAUCUGUGUAUUUUCCUUAAAUGAUACCCAUGCGUUAUUCCUACCCUGUCAAUACAUUUUGGGCAUAUUUUAAAAGGUGGGUGCAUUGUUGUGUUCCAUACUACAAAAUUGUGUUAAGACAAAUCCUUUCAGUCUCUUGACACUUGAAAAAGGACUAAGAGCAAAAGUGAAAGUUCGUCACAGUUUUUAGUGGGUGCUGUUUAUCCCUUGCAAUUUCAUAUUUGUAAGGUGAAUAAUGGUGUUUCUUCAGCAGUUUUUGUUAUCCAAUUUUCAGUUUACCAUUUUCCUUCUGUUACUUUCUUCAUUACACCAGUGGCCUUGCCACAGUGGUAGCACUGGUUCCCAUCAGAUCACCGAAGUUAUGUGCUGUUGGGCUCGACAAGCAGUUGGAUGGGUGACCAUCCGAGUCUGCCAAGCGCUGUUGACAAGUGGGGUGCACUCAGCCCUUGUGAGGCCAAUUGAGGAGCUACUUCAUUGAGGAGUAGUGGCUCUGGUCAUAAAAACUGACAAUGGCUGAGAGACUGGUGUGCUGACCACAUGCCCCUCUGUAUCAACAUCCAGUGAUGCCUAUCGGCAGAGGAUGACACAGUGGUUGGUUGGUGCAGUUGGGCCUUAAGAGGUCUGUUCAGAUGGAGUUUUUGUUCAUUGUUUAAUUUUAGUUAAUUUUAUUUAAGUUAAUGGGAGAACUCAGUGUUACAUAAAUUGUAGGCUUAAGUACUUAAAUAUUUGUACUUUUUAUCAGUUUAUUUAGUUAGUUUUUGAAGUCCAAAGUAGUUCUGGCUGGAUUAGACUGUGCUUAAAGCUGCGCACAAGACAGUUAAUUUUUACUUUCAAAAUUAUGAAGCAGUUUGAGACAAUAGUGGUGGUGCAGAGAAACUGUGAAAACGGAGUAUUCUUUGUUUACAUCUGGAUAGUUUUUACUUGAGCAAUUUAUAAAAUGAGCAGCUUACUGUAGCAGUCAUAGAUGAAAGUUGUGAUCGUAUGUAGAUAAAUGGAAAGUAACCACUUUUCAUGCCAGAAUUGUAAUGUACUUACACAUUUUUGGAAACCAAGACAGUGCAGAUGUGACGUAGUUAAGCUGCAGAUCUCGUGCUAAGGUAAAUAGCAAGAGUAGAAUUUAAAGAACUUUGACAGGAAAUUAUUUCCAACUACUGGUGCACGUUAUUUCGUUUUAGAGAUUUUUGUUCACACCAUACGUCAUUCAAGUUAAUUUUAUCCUUUCCUCUCCAAUUCCAUUCUCCCAUCUGUAUCCUUUAGAUGUUUAGCUUUCUGUUGUCAUUAUGCUUCCUCCGUAUCUGUCUCUCUCCUCCAGAAGAAGAGUGGGAGAAAGAGCUAGAAGCAGAACUACAAGAUUAUGAAGUGGUUGCAGAUGGAGACAGUCAACAAGACUCAAACUGGGAGAAUCAAAUUGAGGAGAUGCUGGAUGCUGAGGAUACAACUGAUCUGAAA